This is a messenger RNA of Sphaerodactylus townsendi, 3262 nucleotides long. RefSeq names its product visual system homeobox 2 (gene VSX2). Lineage: Eukaryota; Metazoa; Chordata; Lepidosauria; Squamata; Sphaerodactylidae. Gene Ontology annotation, cellular component: nucleus. Gene Ontology annotation, biological process: regulation of transcription by RNA polymerase II. The transcript is spliced from 5 exons. Bases 44 to 1261 code for a protein of 405 amino acids. Gene Ontology annotation, molecular function: sequence-specific double-stranded DNA binding; DNA-binding transcription factor activity, RNA polymerase II-specific. The record is from RefSeq and is a predicted model, not a curated record.
GGGGGCUCCCGAGCAUUCCCCGGAGCGGGCACCAGGGACCGGCAUGACGGGCAAGGCGGGCGAGGCGCUGGCCCACGGCCUCCCGAGCAAGCCCAAAGCCCCCGACGGCGCGCCUCCUCCGCCGGCCGCGGGCCAGCCGGGGGCGGGGGGCGCGGCAGGGGCGGCCAAGCCCGCCUCGACCCCCGCGGCGCCCCGCUGCACCGGCUUCGGCAUCCAGGAGAUCCUGGGCUUGAACAAGGAGCCGCCGCCGACGCCGCACCCGCGCGCCGCCCUGGACGCCCUGCCCGCCGGGCACCUGCUGGCCGCCCGCUCGGUCCUCAGCCCCGCCGGCGUGGGGGGCAUGGGCAUGGGCUUGCUCAGCGCCGGCGGCCUGCCCGGCUUCUACGCGCAGCCCACCUUCCUGGAGGUGCUGGCCGACCCGCCCGGCGUCCACCUGCAGCCGCUGGGCCGAGUCCCCCAGCAGCUGGACACCAGCCAGACGGCCAGCUCAGAUUCCGAGGACGUCUCGUCCAGCGACAGGAAAAUGUCCAAGUCCUCCCUGAGCCAGAGCAAGAAGCGCAAGAAGAGGCGCCACAGGACAAUCUUCACAUCCUAUCAACUGGAGGAGCUGGAAAAAGCCUUCAACGAGGCCCAUUAUCCUGACGUUUAUGCGAGGGAGAUGCUAGCUAUGAAAACAGAACUUCCAGAAGACAGGAUACAGGUCUGGUUUCAGAAUCGAAGAGCCAAAUGGCGGAAGAGGGAGAAAUGCUGGGGCAGGAGCAGCGUAAUGGCAGAAUAUGGGCUGUAUGGUGCAAUGGUACGUCACUCCAUCCCACUGCCAGAGUCCAUCCUCAAAUCCGCCAAGGAUGGCAUAAUGGAAUCCUGUGCACCUUGGCUAUUGGUUCAAGAUGGCUUUCCCAUGCCCAGGCGCUUUUCUAAACCCGAAUACCAACAAUUCUUUUUAGGGAUGCACAAAAAAUCUCUGGAGGCGACUGAGGCGGGGAGGAAGCCAGAGGUGGGCAUGAGCCUGCCCAACUUGACAAAGGUGACAAGGAAGGGCAGUUCCAAGCCACCAUUUCCAGGAAGAACUGAGAGAGAACAGCGUGCCCCUCGAGGCCAAAGAAACAAGGAGCCACCGGCCUCCAAAGUCCUGGGGACCAUUCCCGGAGAUCCUGCUACCCCAAUCAGGAAGUCAGAGAAAGAGGAAGAGGCGACCACUGCAGAGGACCAACAGCAAAUGGAAAAAUCAGAUUCAUCACAAGAGGAAGAGAAGCUGAUUUAGAGCGAAGGGAACAAUGGGAAAUCAGCCAUCUUCUCAAAGACUAACUCUUCUAGGAACUACAGUCUCCUCUCAGACCAACAGGAUUCUUCCUGCAGCCCCUACUAAAACAGGGAGGUAGUUCCCCACUUGGUCUCUGUGGAUUUCAGGAAGCCACAGGCUCAAGACCAUUCACCAGGUGUGUCUAGAAAUCUGAUUUCCCCCUCUCAGGGAACGCGUUAGACUCUCUUACCCUAUGGAGCACUUUUGCUCUACUUUAUUCCCCUUUCCCCAUUUUGGGGAGAGGAGGGUCAUAAAUCACCACAAUAUUUAGUCCCAGGAGGAAGAUUAAGCUAGCGAGGACAAUGAUUUCCUCAAUGCCAGUCACUAAGCCAAUGUUGGGUCUUCUUUUUUUCCUCUUUUCACCUUAUUCAGUCAUUUUUUCCCAUUCUCAUCCCACUCUUAGAAGACGACUAUCAUUAUCACCUCUCACUGUAUCUCAUUGAAAGAACACAUCUGUCUCUCCCUGUCUCGGUCAGGUUAUUAUGACUUUUCCACAGAAGGAAAAAUAAAACUACCCUGCUCAUUUUUAUAUGUUAAUUUAUGUAAAUAUAUAGUAUUUUAAACUGUCCGUUGCCUAGCAUUGAGGCUGAGUUUAAAAACAAAAGGAAGCCAUUCCCUCCUUUAAAAGUUGGGCCAAAUUUACAACUGGCCAGGUGACAACCCUACCUCAGAGAUAGUCUCUUCCUCACUGCAAAAUCAGCCAGCAUUGCUGUUGAUGAGAGAGUCCCAGCAGGCAUCCUUCCAGUGCAAUGGUGAAUUUCCCUUGCAGAACAUGCCUGUUUUGUGGCUUGUUUGUGGCACCCAAUUCACAGCAUCCCGAAAUCUUGAUCUAGUAUCCUUGAAUGUCUGUGUGAAUUUCCCCUUUAGCUCACAUAACUUUGUGGGGGGAAUCCAUGGAAAUAGUUGCACAUGACACUGAGCUCUUUCUAAUAGCAUUUGACACCUUCCACAUGUGUCUUUCCUUAUAGAGUCCUGGAAUGUCAUGAGAUCAGAAAGGAACACUUAGCUACUAAACGGAGAGGUGCCAGUAUGUAAGUCUGCUUGGGUGUCAUGGCAUCCAAUCUGAAAGCUCUUUCCUAGAGAACUUGGGUCAAGCUAAGCCUGGGAGAGUCUUCUGAAUUCAGGAUGGAUUGGUUCUGAAAUGGAAGUGGAGAAAAAUACUGUUGGCCCCUAAAAGCCAAAUUUCAGGGAUGGAGCUUAAUUUUUUCAUGAUUUUUUCAAUCCCAAGAAUUAACGAGCUCGUUCACUUAUGUACACAUCACUGGGUUAUUCAGCACUUGAUUAUUGUUGGAUCAUUGUAUGAACUGACUACGUUGGUAAGAAGCUGCCUUUAAGGUGAUAUGGAAGCCUUGUCAGAUUUGCAAUUGCUCAUUCACAUGGAAAGCAUCCUUUGAUGCUGCUCAGAUGAUGAGGAUGAAUGUGUGAAAUUGCCCAUGUCAUGCACAUUAUUUGUGUGCAACUUUAGCUGUCCUUAUGUGCAGUAGUGCAAUGUGAAAUAAAGCACUUAUGGACAUCUUGGAGUCCACCAGUAAAAGAGGUAUCAGGUGACUUUUAUAACCAAUUAAGUCAGAGGUUCUGACCUGAAGUCAUGCCCACAUAGUCAUAAGAAACCUCAGUUUCAUAGUAACCUUUUGUUUUUCUUCAGUGAAAGCCCCAGGUUAGCAAAUCCCCAUGUUCCCUUUCCUGUUCUUGUUUCCAACAAGAGGUGUUUUUACCGGGUUGCUGUUUUGUUUAUGAUUGAUCUGCCAACAUAAUCCUUCUCUGUCUUUGUUCCCCAGUUCUUUGGCGUGUUAGAUUAUAGCCCAUGGUGUGUAAAUAAUGUACAUAUGGUGGAAAAGUUGUUAUUUGAGGUGUUUAAGAUACAAAGUUGUAACAACUUCUAGUCAUUUGAAACCUGUGAUUUUUGUGCCAUUUUCUGUAAAGGUAUAAAUCAAAAUAAAACAGAACUAAAGAUGGGCAGAA